Messenger RNA from Dissoconium aciculare CBS 342.82, 1428 nucleotides. RefSeq lists its product as uncharacterized. NCBI's taxonomy places the organism in Eukaryota, Fungi, Ascomycota, Dothideomycetes, Mycosphaerellales, Dissoconiaceae. The transcript is spliced from 2 exons. Gene Ontology annotation, biological process: poly(A)+ mRNA export from nucleus. The record is from RefSeq and is a predicted model, not a curated record. Gene Ontology annotation, cellular component: nucleus. The coding region runs from base 1 to 1428 and encodes 475 amino acids.
AUGGAAGACCUUGAGGAUCCUCAGGGCGCGCCCGUCACUGGUGCCGUGAAUGAGCCUGAAGGCAACAAGGAUCCCCGGGAUCCGCUACGUCCAGGAAUUGACGAAGAAGACAACGCUCGCACGCCGCCGCUGGCCGAUCCGACCGCAGAUAUGGAAGGACGGGAGGACAAUGGAGAGCUUGGCAUGGGCGACGAGACAGAUGGGCAAGCCGCUGCCGAUGACGACGAUGAACUGGAGUCAGACCUGGAGGAAUUGGACGAAGCGGAAUUUGAAAACUUUGACGCGUCUGCCGUGAACAUCUCGGCCCAGCCGAUGCAAGUUGACGAAAGCAACGUGGCUUUGCUGGGUGUGCACAAACGCAAGCGGACUGCGGAGGAGGAAGCUGAACGCGAGAGGAAGAAGAAAAAGAAGGAGCGGAGACGCGAGAAGCCAAAGAGGAGCAAGAAGGCUGCCGGAGACGACGACGAUCUCGAUCAAGGCGAAGACUUGGAUGGGAAACGUGCGAGGAGGAGCAAGCUUGGUCCUGAUGGGAGACCUGUCAAGGCAGUGAGAAGACCGAGGACCCCCGAGAAUGAGGAGAACCUCACACCAGAAGAGCGACGACGUCGUGCUCUCGAUCGCAAAAUGGAAGAUGCGCUCAAGACCAACAGGGUCUCGCGUCGCAAGCAAGCUGUGGUGCUUGAAGAGCGAGCUGAUCAAGAGAUCGAGGCGAUGCGUCAACGCAUGGCCAAAGCCUGCGAGAUGGACGCUCAAGCGCGCGCCCAAGGGGAAGUCGCGGUGUACAAGCUCAAGAUUCUGCCCGACGUGGUGGAGCUGAUGAACCGCAACACGAUCCAAGCACAACUGGUCGAUCCGGACGUGAACAUCCUGGAAGCGGUGCGAUUCAUGCUCGAGCCGGCCGAUCAGGACGCCGCUCUCCCCAACUACCAGAUCCAGCGCGAGCUCUUCGCCAUUCUGACCAAGCUCAACAUCGGCAAAGAGGCCCUGAAAUCCUCCGGAAUCGGCAAGGUGGUCUUGUUCUACACCCGCUCCGUCCAGCCGCAACCCGAGAUCAAACGCCAAGCCGAGCGCCUCGUCGGCGAGUGGAUGCGCGUGAUCCUCGGCAAGAGCAAAGACCGCCGCAACAUCUCCGUGGAGACGCGGACCUACGACCCCUCGGUGCAGAUCCAGCGCGCUACCGCCCCCAGCCAGGCGGAACAAGUCGCCGCGGCCGCCGAGCGGCGGCGUCGCGUCCUGGAGCCCAGCCGCCCCGCGAACCGCGCUCGUUUGGACAAUGCCGGCGUCGGCACAUACACCAUUGCUCCCGUCAGCAAUCUCAGCAAUGUGCAGGGCAUCGGGGCGAGGAGGCCUGGUGCCGCGGGCGAGGAGGCGUUCCGCAGGAUUGCGGCUCGCAGUGCGAUGAAGGCCAACGGGACUGGGAGACGAUGA